Trifolium pratense (red clover) is the source of this 456-nucleotide messenger RNA. RefSeq lists its product as uncharacterized. The transcript is spliced from 2 exons. The record is from RefSeq and is a predicted model, not a curated record. The coding region runs from base 1 to 456 and encodes 151 amino acids. Gene Ontology annotation, molecular function: nucleic acid binding; RNA-DNA hybrid ribonuclease activity. Lineage: Eukaryota; Viridiplantae; Streptophyta; Magnoliopsida; Fabales; Fabaceae.
AUGGCGUUCAUCGUCUGGAAUGAGUGGUUUACUGUCCACCAACUGCAGCGUCAUAACGUUGUUCCUGUUGAGGAUCCUAGGCCGGUUCGGUGGGAGAAACCAGCAGCGGGAUGGAUAAAGUGUAAUGUUGAUGAUGCGUUUGUAGUUGGGUCCUGUGUUACUUCUAUGGGUCUUUGCUUUCGUGAUACCAAUGGGCAUUUUGUGGCUGACUUGACUCAAUGGAAGCAGUCUUUUUACUCUAUAGUUGAAGGCGAAGCAUUGACACUAUUACAUGCUAUGAGAGAGACUAUCCAUCGUGGAUUUGAGCGAGUCCAACUUGAAAGUGACUCAAAGUUAUUGGUUGACGCCAUUCAUUCGAGAAGACGGGGCAAUUCGGAAUUUAGUUUAAUUGUUAACGACAUUAUUCUUCUUAUGUCAUAUUCUUCUGUAAACUUUGAGACAAAUUAUGCACAUUGA